Molecule: messenger RNA, 795 nt
Organism: Lathyrus oleraceus (garden pea)
Lineage: Eukaryota; Viridiplantae; Streptophyta; Magnoliopsida; Fabales; Fabaceae
Exons: 2
Coding region: 1-795 (264 amino acids)
Source: RefSeq, a predicted model, not a curated record
AUGGACGACAGUGAUGAAGAACAACAACUUCAGAAUGAACGUCGAUCUGGAAGUUCCUCUAGGGCAAAGAGAAGAACAACGGUAGAUAGAGGUCGUGAAGAAGAGCACAAUCGAUUAUUCAAUGACUACUUCUCGGAAAACCCAGUAUACACAGAUGUUCAAUUCCAAAGAAGGUUGAGAAUGCAUAGGCAUGUAUUUCUUCGAAUUGUAGAUGCCCUUGGAAAUCAUGAUGAAUAUUUCCAAAUGAGGGUCGAUGCAACUGGUAAAAUGGGUCUUUCACCAUUGCAGAAAUGUACAUCUGCUAUUCGUAUGCUGGCGUAUGGAUCUCCUGCUGACCUUGUAGACGAAUAUGUUCGAAUCGGUGAAAGCACUUCAAUUGAGUGCUUAGAAAGAUUUGUUAAGGGUGUCAAUGUUGUAUUUGGCACUGAGUAUUUGAGAAAGCCUAACAACACUGAUGUUGAACAUCUUUUACAAAUGGGAGAGUCACGUGGCUUUCCAGGUUCAAACAAUGACAUUAAUGUGUUAAACCAAUCCAACAUGUUUAACGAUAUUUUGGAAGGACGUGCUCCCAAUGUGCAAUAUACAAUCAAUGGGACACCAUAUAAUAUGGGGUAUUAUUUAGCAGAUGGUAUAUAUCCCGAGUGGGCUACAUUUGUCAAGACUAUUUCAAUGCCACAGGGAGAAAAGAAAAAAUUAUUUGCUCAACAUCAAGAAUCGGCUAGAAAAGAUAUGGAGCGAGCAUUUGGAGUGCUUCAAUCUCGAUUUGCAAUUAUACGUGGCCCGGCGCGUGCCUGA